Diaporthe citri is the source of this 456-nucleotide messenger RNA. RefSeq lists its product as uncharacterized. The transcript has 2 exons. NCBI's taxonomy places the organism in Eukaryota, Fungi, Ascomycota, Sordariomycetes, Diaporthales, Diaporthaceae. The coding region runs from base 1 to 456 and encodes 151 amino acids. The record is from RefSeq and is a predicted model, not a curated record.
AUGGCGGCGCCGAUCCGCGAGCAAACUCCCAUCGGCGACGAGGAGCUGACCAGAGCCAUCGAAGGCGGUGAUCCAGACCUGGCCGAGUUCGCCUUCCGCCUUCGAACCGCAACGGAUGAGCCACUGCUUACGAAACGCGGCUCCGCGGUGGAGGGCCUUACGGCAGGAAUGGUAAAGACAGGUCCUCGUAUCCCCGCCGACUGUCCUGCAGCGUCGGCUUUGAGGAUAUCAUGUCUGUUCAACGAGGAACAGUGGACUAUCGAUUCACCCAGAGACCAGCCCUUUCGCGCUCAACGCUCGACCGUGGAUGAAGACAGACUGCACAAGGAUGUCAACGGGGGUCCCAUUACUGAUAGAGCCCAUCUCGACGAAACCUUUUGCAUAACGACGAUGACAUCGCUGCGGAACCACCUGCCCCAACGACCGGAACAUGGACGGUUUCUGCGGGCCGAGUAG